Molecule: messenger RNA, 885 nt
Organism: Penicillium alfredii
Lineage: Eukaryota; Fungi; Ascomycota; Eurotiomycetes; Eurotiales; Aspergillaceae
Product: fumarylacetoacetate hydrolase family protein
Exons: 5
Coding region: 1-885 (294 amino acids)
Molecular function (GO): acetylpyruvate hydrolase activity
Source: RefSeq, a predicted model, not a curated record
AUGUCCAAGAUUGCAUCUACCUUUUCGCGCCUGGUGCGCUUCGUCCCCAAGUCCAACCCCUCCAGCAUCCUGAUCGGAGAGCCGGUUGAUCCCCAGCUGGACGUAGGAUUAGCCCUGUACCAGGGCAAGGAGGUGUCCGUGCGCCCAUUCUCGGGUUCCUCGGUCCUGAACCCGGGCCAGGUCACGAGCGCGACAGAAACGAUCGCGCGUAUUUUGUCACCGCUGGCGCAGACAGAGGUUGGGUCAAUUCGGUGUAUUGGCCUCAAUUAUGUGUCGCACGCCAAAGAAAUGUCGCUGCCCAUUCCCGAUGUGCCGACCUUGUUCAUGAAGCCCUCGACAGCGCUGGCUGAUCCCUGGCCUGCACCGACUGUUUUGCCCAAGAUCACGCAACAAGACAACACUGGCGACUACGAGUCGGAGAUGGUCAUUGUUAUCGGCCGUGAUGCCAAGGACGUGCCGGAGUCCGAAGCGCUUGACUACGUACUUGGUUACACUGCUGCCAAUGAUGUUUCCAGUCGUACCUCGCAGAUGAACCAGAGCCAGUGGACUUUUUCGAAGGGAUUCGACGGUGCAUGCCCGAUUGGUCCCGUGCUGGCCUCAGCUGCUUUGAUUCCAGAUGCCAGUAGAUUCCAAAUCCGCGGCCUGAAGAGUGGUCGAGUGAUGCAGGACUGCCCCUUGACCGACCUGAUAUUCAGUGUCCCUCAGCUCGUCAGCUUCCUCACCCAAGGCACCACCCUGCCUGCCGGUACAAUCAUCCUCACUGGUACACCUCCUGGUGUGGGUGCCGCCAAGAAACCCCAGGAGUUUCUCCAGGCGGGCGAUGAGUUUGCUGUGGAGCUUCUUCCUCAUGUGGGCACGCUCAUCAACAAGAUCGAGCACCAGUGA